AUGCGCAGUCUACCUGAUACGAAGCUGCUCGUAACGUUGCGUAGGUCGCUGCGAGGCGUCCCAGAGCGACAACGUCGUAUUUUGGAGGCGCUCGGUCUUCGACGAAUCAACCAGACGGUAUUGCAUGAGGACGGCCCCGUUACAUGGGGAGCGGUUCGCAAACUCAUCCAUUUGGUGGAACUCGAACGCGUCGCCGCUGCGGAGGCAGCUCAACGCCGUCGUCAGAAAAAUGGCGUUCCGCCGUCGCCUCAUCUCUAG
Messenger RNA from Cyanidioschyzon merolae strain 10D, 258 nucleotides. Its product is annotated as mitochondrial ribosomal protein L30 precursor. The record is from RefSeq and is a predicted model, not a curated record. Gene Ontology annotation, molecular function: structural constituent of ribosome. Gene Ontology annotation, biological process: translation. The transcript has a single exon. NCBI's taxonomy places the organism in Eukaryota, Rhodophyta, Bangiophyceae, Cyanidiales, Cyanidiaceae. The coding region runs from base 1 to 258 and encodes 85 amino acids. Gene Ontology annotation, cellular component: cytosolic large ribosomal subunit.